Trypanosoma conorhini is the source of this 2277-nucleotide messenger RNA. RefSeq names its product protein DENND6A-like isoform X1. Lineage: Eukaryota; Euglenozoa; Kinetoplastea; Trypanosomatida; Trypanosomatidae. The record is from RefSeq and is a predicted model, not a curated record. The coding region runs from base 1 to 2277 and encodes 758 amino acids. Gene Ontology annotation, cellular component: recycling endosome. The transcript has a single exon. Gene Ontology annotation, molecular function: guanyl-nucleotide exchange factor activity.
AUGAAACAUCGGCCCCAAGACGGUUGUAGCGCCGCCACUGGCGUCUCUCCCAUUCCGCCUACUCGCUACAGUCCCUCUCCUCUGACGCCGAAGUGGGUGGAGGCCAUUGGCGUCGUGUCGUUCGACCUGGAGCUAGGCCAGACCUUGACGCACCUGUUUCCCCCACUGCCACUAUCGAUCCCGCAGGAGACAGAUUUGGCCUUCCUGUGUUUUCCGGACACCAACCACACGGAGUAUGGCCACUCGCUACACCACUUCAUAUUUCCCAUGAAGAAAAAAGACUAUGACAUCACACGAAUAACGGUUGCCCGCAUGCCACACUCGACGAAGUUGCGUUCUGUUGUCUUCAAAGGGUCGUCUGCCUCUUCUGCGUCGCAUGGUGACGUGUGUGACGAGGAGUGCUUUUGCUCGGCUAUUUAUCUACAGCGAAAAGACGCAAGCAAUGAGCGUGGUACCCAACAGAGGGCUCUUGUUUUGAUUUCUGUAUAUGCGUUUCCUAAAAUUUUUGAGACGAUUCUUAUGGCAGUGUAUAGUCUUGUUUUGGAAUCUUAUGACGUUUCAGGAAAACUGGAGGCUUUAUACUAUGACAUUGACUCUUGGCCAGUUCCAUUACCGACACGGCUGUAUACAGGACUACAUCUGUUAGGCAAGUCGCUCCAAAGCUUUAGGACGCCGUACUAUACAAGCGAUCGACUAGGUUCUCAUUGGCGCGAGGACGGUCUUGGUCGUGAAACAAAAUGUUUUCUUGCACGGCGGCAUUUGUUAGAAGCCUUGGAAAGUCCGCGUCCCGAUCUCGCAGUCAGGCAGAAGCGCUUAGAACGCUCUCUGCAUGGGCCUUCAGCCAUCGAAGGUAUGGGGGACUACAUUGAGAAGCAGUUGGGGCUUCCCCUAGACGUCGCUGCAUGGAGGCAUUCGGACGUGUUGGCUGCGAUUGAAGCCAUUCGUAUGCGCAAGUACGAAAAGGUUGAUCUGAUACCACCGACAGAGGAGGUUUCAGAGGGGAGUUUUGAAAAAGUUGUGAAUGAUGAUGUGAGAAGUAUUCUAUACCGCUUUCCGCAGGGUUGUUGCGUAGCACCGGAGGUUGCUGUCAUUCAAAAUAAAGAACUUCGCCAAUGUAGGCGGCUUGCAAAGCGGCUUCUCUCUGAACACAGUGAUUCUGCGGUGGACGUCGAUGAAAGCGAUGCUGCAACCAUGUUUUCAGAAUUUGAUGUUCAGUCCAUUCUGUUGCCGCACUUAAACCGUCUCUGGAAGUUGUGGGAACUCCUCCUUACAGGGGAAUCCCUUUGUGUCUUGGGCAGCAACUUGCGUCGCACGUCUGCUGCCUGUUUCUGCCUGGUUUCCCUCUUGGCGCCACUUCCGUUGAGUAUCGUUCUUCGGCCCUAUGUAACGAUCAAUAGCUCUGAGGUGGACCACAUCUUGCCGCAUUCGGGGUUUCAUCGUCCUGUACUUCUUGGCGCCACAAACCCGUUUUUUCUACGUCACUGGAUGAACUCGCCCCAUGUUCUUUGCUUGGGGGCAGUGGAUAGUGACGCGCUUCAGACCCACAAGACACUACCGCUUUCAAGUUUGAAGAGCCGUAAGUGUCAAUUUGACGUUAAAACGCAUAUGUUUUCAUCUAAACAUUUUCUGAUACGCACCGAAAAACAUGUCUGGGACGUAUGCGCAGCCAAGACAUCCUCCGUCGGGAUUCUGGCGUCGUCGACGACGGAAUUGGCUUCGAGUAAUGCGGAGGUCAAUGUGGAUCACGACAACUCAGUUAGGCAAACUUUUUACAAGUUGACAAAAGAGUUUCUGCUGCCCUUGGAGUGGGCUGUGGGAAUUGAAUUCGAGAAGAGUCGCAGUCUACUUGGCUUUUACGACGACGACGACGUUCCGUCGUCGGUUGAGAUUUUUAAGGCUUUGGAACGCUGCAACGAGAAAAAGCUGCCGCUACACAUGUUCAAGGGGCGCCGUGACAUGUUCAAGGUUUACCAGAGGUUUAUGAACACAUCAACGUACAACUGCUGGCUUCGACAGAGGCUCUUCACCUUGAGGCGUGCUCUGCUGCUGCGGUCAAGUUCACUCGAAGCCGUGCUUCUUUUGGAGCCCGACCCUUGCCGACGUUGUCUGACCCUCAUGAGUCUGCAGUACAUGUUGGACGUUGAGCUGAAGAAGCCCCUGCUGGAUGUUGUGCUUUUGAAGAAACUGCUCUAUUUAACGAAAAAUAUGGAGGCCCUUCGCACAUUAUUGUCCACUGCAGACAUUAACGAGGAAGGCGUCACUAAUGUUAGUCUUUAG